Messenger RNA from Labrus mixtus (cuckoo wrasse), 2520 nucleotides. RefSeq names its product NAD(P) dependent steroid dehydrogenase-like (gene nsdhl). Gene Ontology annotation, molecular function: 3-beta-hydroxy-Delta5-steroid dehydrogenase (NAD+) activity. The transcript has 7 exons. Bases 230 to 1267 code for a protein of 345 amino acids. Gene Ontology annotation, biological process: steroid biosynthetic process. The record is from RefSeq and is a predicted model, not a curated record. NCBI's taxonomy places the organism in Eukaryota, Metazoa, Chordata, Actinopteri, Labriformes, Labridae.
GCUCAUUGAUGGUUCGUACGCAGGCUCGAAGCAUUCACCGACUGCAGGUAAAUAACAGUGUUCUGUAUUUCUUAGGACACAUUUUUUCACAUUUAAGUCCUGCGUAUUGUAUAGUUUGAAACACGUAAGUUACCAAUUUUCCACCUCUGAGGAAAACAUUGUUUAGCCUGCUGAAAGUGCUUGUUUCUAAAGUCCUGACUGUUUACCUUCCAGUCACUUUUCACUCAUUAUGGCCACACGAGUUCGACCGAGUAGUAAACGGUGUGCAGUCAUCGGGGGGUCAGGUUUCCUGGGCAGACACUUGGUGGAGAAGCUGUUGGAGAGAGGCUACUCGGUGUCCGUGUUUGACAUCCGUCAGAGCUACGAGCUACCCGGCGUCACCUUCCACCAGGGAGACCUCUGCGACAAACAGGAUCUCCUGCCAGCUCUGAAGGAUGUGUCCUUGGUCUUCCACUGCGCCUCCCCGGCCCCUGCCAGUGAUGACCGUGGGCUGUUUGAGAGGGUCAACAUUCAGGGCACACGCAUCGUGAUUCAGUCCUGUCUCGAGGCUGGAGUUCAGAAACUAGUCCUGACAAGCAGUGCCAGUGUGGUGUUUGAAGGGACCGACAUUAAGAAUGGAAGAGAGGAUCUACCUUACGCCAGGAAGCCCAUUGACUAUUACACAGAGACCAAGAUUCAGCAAGAGAAGUUGGUCCUUGAAGCUUGUGACCAGGAGAAAGGUUUCCUCACAGUUGCAAUCCGGCCUCACGGCAUCUUUGGCCCUCGGGACCCACAGCUGGUUCCUAUCCUAGUGGACACGGCUCGCAGGGGGAAAAUGAAGUUCAUCAUUGGUGAUGGGACCAAUUUGGUUGAUUUCACCUUCGUGGAGAAUGUGGUUCAUGGCCACAUCUUGGCAGCUGAACGCCUAAGGUCGGACUCCCCUAUAUGUGGAAAACCAUACCACAUCACUAACGAUGAGCCAAUCAAAUUCUGGGACUUCAUGUCGGAGGUGUUGGUGGGUCUGGGAUAUGCUGCUCCACGUUACCACCUCCCCUACUCUCUUGUGUACGGACUGGCCCUGCUCCUCUGGCUGCUGGCUCUGAUCCUUCGACCUCUGGUUUCUUUCAAACCCACUUUUACACCCAUGAGAGUGGCACUGGCAGGAACCCAUCACUACUACAGCUGUGAUCGUGCCAAGCAGGAGCUGGGCUACAAGCCACUCGUCAGUCUGAGGGAGGGGAUAGCACGCACAGUGGAGAGCUACCCCCAUCUCAGACAAGGGGCUUGAUGGUAGAUCAGAGGUGAAGACUGUUGAGACAUGAAAGCCUGGGGAUGUUUGUUCCAGGUGAUCAGGUUACACUGACUGGACAAUUCAAAAUAAGGGAACGAACAACUUAAUCUAAACCCCGAAUUGUAUGGCAUUUGUGUGCCUUUUAAACACUUAUGUACCAUUUCCACCAGCAGAUGGCAGCAUAAUUAUACUGCAUUUAGUCAGCGCACCACAGUCUGUUGCUACAGAAGGUUGAAAGCACUUGGUUAAUGGUAAAAACAAACGAAUGACAACUGAAUUGUACAGAUCCUACACUGUAAAAACUUCAAAGAUGGACUAACAAUCUUCCAUUCUUGUUUUCACCUGUCACAUUAUGAUGUUGCUGUUUAUGUCACAAUGCCUUAAUACAUUCCAUGAUAUUAUUAAGAAAUGGUUUUCUGGACUUUUUGUUGAACAUUGACCUCAUCUAUAUCUAAACCAUUGAUAGGAGAAAGUAUGUUGACUAUGUGGCAGAUCUACUCAUAGAUCUCAUUGGCUGAAAUCUCUCAUGCUGGUGAGGCUCUCUUCAUCCAGGUUUCACAAUCUCGCUGAGAGUGUUCCUGAGAAUAGAGACUAGAAUAUAUACGCUUACAAUUUACAAGAUACACACUUAUUAUGCAUAAAAACUGAUUUGGGUUCCCGAUUUUCCCACCUGACCAAACUCUUAACAGCAGCAGAAAAAAUGAUUACAGUGAUAUGAAAGUGUGCAGUGCACAUAAGGACAUGUGGACACUGAUUCAAGACUUCCUAUUUAAGAUGCUCAACUUUCUCAGAUGGCUAAUGUUUCGUUUCAUAUACAUGAAGCCAGAGUGCAUUCAGGAGGUAUUCAGACCUUUUUAACUUUGUAGCAUUAGGCAAAUUAUGGACACAUGCUAAUGUAUAUUUAAUUUGCAUAAUGCAGCAUUAUGCUAAUUAUAGGUGCAUGCUAAUUUCUAUAUAAUUAGCAUAAGGCAGCAUCAUGCUAAUUAUGUAUUAUGUUAAAAUUAAAAUAUAAUAUAUUUUAAUUAUAUAUAACUGUAACAAGACAAAGACAUUUUAAUCAGAUAGAGUCUGUUUUAUUGGCUAGAUAUUUGGGUUUGUCUUGUCUUUACAUUCCUCUAUACUGUGCACCGAUAUAUUCACAUAUACACACUAAAACUUUCUUAUUUAUGUAUUGUGAUAUCAGUAGACGGAUCAUUUUAAUGUAACAGGUUGCUUUGUAUCUGCAUGACAAUAUAAAAGUACAAACAACA